AUGGCAUCGGUCGCUCAACCGUGGCUGUUCUCAAAAUUCGUCGAUCCCAUCUUCGCGCUUUGUGUCGGCUUUUCGGCAGCUGCUCUUCGCAUCCAGCGCGAGCAGCGCGAGAAAUACCCCGAACAGGACUCGAGUUUCCCGGCACUGUGGCAGAAGGGCGUCAAGAUGAACAAAGUUUACUGGGGAAGUGAUUCUGCGGCCUGA
Fonsecaea pedrosoi CBS 271.37 is the source of this 204-nucleotide messenger RNA. RefSeq lists its product as uncharacterized. Bases 1 to 204 code for a protein of 67 amino acids. The transcript is spliced from 2 exons. The record is from RefSeq and is a predicted model, not a curated record. Gene Ontology annotation, biological process: protein secretion. NCBI's taxonomy places the organism in Eukaryota, Fungi, Ascomycota, Eurotiomycetes, Chaetothyriales, Herpotrichiellaceae.